Paramisgurnus dabryanus is the source of this 915-nucleotide messenger RNA. Its product is annotated as ADP-ribosylation factor 4-like. Gene Ontology annotation, molecular function: GTP binding; GTPase activity. NCBI's taxonomy places the organism in Eukaryota, Metazoa, Chordata, Actinopteri, Cypriniformes, Cobitidae. The record is from RefSeq and is a predicted model, not a curated record.
GCGAGUGUGGCGGUGUUGCGCUGUCAGUCAAAGUGAAAGUGCGCUGCUGUGACACUAUAUAAACACUGAGUCUCACUUCACACAAACACCCGAGACUUCACCUCUGAACAUUUAACAUCUCUACAUCUGACAGCAAACCGCUUUUAAUAAAAUGGGCAUCUUCAUCUCUACUGUUUUAUCUCGACUUUCUAAGAAAAAGCACAUGAGGUUGCUGAUGGUUGGUCUGGAUGCAGCAGGAAAGACCACAAUCCUCUACAAACUCAAACUUGGUGAAGUAGUCUCAACCGUUCCAACUAUUGGUUUUAAUGUGGAUACAGUUGAGUAUAAGAACAUCUCUUUCACUGUUUGGGAUGUUGGUGGUCAGACCAAAAUUCGAAGCCUCUGGAGACAUUACUACCAAAACACAGAGGGUUUGAUCUUUGUGGUGGACAGCAGUGAUCAUGAGAGGAUUCAGGAAGCAGCAGAAGAACUCAUGAUGAUGCUCCACGAGGAUGAGAUGAGAGAUGUUGUUGUGCUCGUACUCGCUAACAAGCAGGAUUUACCCAAAGCGUUGCCAGUUCACCAGCUGACAGAUAGAUUGGGUUUACAUUCACUCAAUAACAAACAGUGGUUCGUUCAGCCAACAUGUGCUGUUCAAGGAUCAGGUUUAUAUGAAGGACUGGAUUGGCUCUCUGAUCAACUCUCCAAACGAUAACAAUGUGAAACUUUGAAGGCAAUGCACUAAAUAUCUUAUUUAAAACAAAUGUAUAUAUUAUAAAUGUCUACUGUACAUUAAAUUUCACUACUGUAUAAAGUAUAUUGUUAAUUUACAUAUUUAUGUUAUGGUUGGCUUGUAUUUUUUAUGUACUUUGAAAGAAAGAGCCAGAAUAUUUUCUAAUACAAAUACAUCUCUAAUAAAAGACAUUACAAACCAUA